UGUAACGCCCACGUCGCUUCCGAUACGCCAUUUUCUCUCCAUUUGGACCUUCAAUAGCAUGGUUCUCAAAGCCAGGAUUGAUAAAUAAAGGCAACCGCGACGUCGUUUGUGAAUCGUUUAGCUCGCCAAGUUAGCCCGUUUAAGUCGCUCGACUCAUCCCGCUUCUCCGCCGUCACCACCGCUGCCGCCGCGCCCACAAUUCACACAUUUCCCCGCCGAAUUCUCCCUCAGGCCUUCGCCACCCGACCAGGAAAAUCCCAACCCCUUGGCAAAGAUGGACCCGACCCCGCCGGAAUCAUUGGAGGCGCCGCAACGUGCCGGAGAGGACUUCGUCCACGUCGAUAACCCUGAUCCUAGCAGCGGGGCACUGAGCGAUAGCAUCGUUAAUGUUGCUGAUGAGCUGAGGGACGAGGGACACUCGGUGGUGGCGUCGUCGGGGACUGCCGCCGGUCAGGCUGAGCCUGCUGAGAUGACGGAAGCCCCCGAGGAGCUCUCGAGAGUUGUGGUGCUGACUUGUGAGUCCAAGGCUGAAACUGGGUCCUGCGAUGUCUACUUGGUCGGCACAGCUCAUGUUUCAGAGGAAUCAUGCAGAGAAGUUGAAGUUGUAAUCCGCCACUUGAAACCAGAGGUAGUCUUUCUGGAAUUGUGCGCUAGUCGAGUUAGCAUGCUGGCACCUCAGAAUUUAAAGGUGCCGACUACAGGAGAAAUGAUAGAGAUGUGGAAAAAGAAACACAACUUGUUUGGGAUACUAUAUAGCUGGUUCCUUGCCAAGGUUGCUAGCAAGCUUGAGGUAUUUCCCGGUUCUGAGUUCCGUGUGGCAUAUGAAGAAGCAAAAAAGUAUGGUGCUAUUGUGAUACUUGGUGAUCGACCUGUACAGGUAACGUUGCGAAGAACAUGGUUAAAAAUGCCACUAUGGCACAAGGCAAAACUGGUGUACUCAUUAAUCUUUCAUGCUGUCUUCUUAGCAAGUCCGCAGGACCUUAAGAAAAUGCUCGAGGAGUUGGAUGAUGUCGACAUGGUGACUCUUGUGAUUCAAGAAAUGAGCAAGCAGUACCCUACUCUUAUGGAAACCCUAGUACAUGAGCGAGAUCAGUAUAUGGCAACCAUGCUACAUAGAUAUGCCUGUGAGCAUUCAUCAGUGGUUGCAGUUAUUGGAAGAGGACAUAUUCAAGGAAUUAAGAAGAAUUGGCAGCAACCCGUGUCGAUGGAAGAUCUUCUGAAAAUUCCAAACCCUAAACCAACAGUUUCAGUAUUGAAGAUCGUUGCCUCCCUAGGUGUUGGCGCGGCUAUUAUAUCUGGCAUUUACCUUGCCCGCAAGAAAUAGCACCCAGGGACAGGAGUUUGUUAUCGACCUAUACAAAGAACCCAGAAUGGCAAACCAUUUGUCUGACCUUUACCUGCUUUUUCUCCGUCAUUUCUUCUUUUGUGAAAUAACAUUAUCCGGCUUACCAUUCUAUCUAUUGAGGAUUAGUUUGUAGCCAGUGAUACAUGAAUCUUGUUCUCGAGGGGUUCUUUCAUAAAAGCUGGUAUCUUUGUAUACGAGCUCAUAUGUAACUUUAUCCUGAGAGGAUUCUUACAUGACCUUUUACAAAAGACAAUAUAUAUAUAUUAAAUCCAUCAUGCUUGUGAUUUGAA
Linum tenue is the source of this 1635-nucleotide messenger RNA. The record is from the annotation of a GenBank genome assembly. Lineage: Eukaryota; Viridiplantae; Streptophyta; Magnoliopsida; Malpighiales; Linaceae.